AUGGUUGAUGAAGGUAUGGACAUGGAGGAAGGUUUCAAAGCCCUGCAGGAGCGGUACCGGCUGGGAUCGCUGCUGGGGCGCGGCGGCUUCGGCAGCGUCUUCGCAGCCACGCGGCUCUCGGACGGCGCCCCGGUGGCCAUCAAACGCGUGCCGAGGGAUCGCAUCCGGCACUGGGGCGAGCUGCCCGACGGCACCAGCGCACCCCUGGAGAUCGUGCUGCUGGCCAAGGUGUCCUGUGGCUGUGGCGGUAUCAUUCAGCUCCUGGAGUGGCUUGAGCUCCCCGACAGCUUCCUGCUGGUGCUGGAGCGUCCGGAGCGGUGCCAGGAGCUCUCGGGUUUCCUGGCAGAGCGGGGGUUCCUGCCGGAGGAGGAGGCGCGGGGGCUGUUCCGCCAGGUGCUGGAGGCCGUGCGGCACUGCACCAGCUGCGGGGUCCUGCACCGGGACAUCAAGCCCGAAAAUGUCCUGGUCGACCUGGCCAGCGGGCAGCUGAAACUGAUUGACUUUGGCUGUGGCGCCUUCCUCCAAGACACAGCCUACACCCAGUUUGCAGGAACCCUGUCCUACAGCCCACCAGAGUGGAUCCAGCACCAACGCUACCACGGCGAGGCAGCCACGAUCUGGUCCCUGGGCCUCCUGCUGUGCCACCUGGUCAUGGGGAAGCACCCGUUCAGGAGGGGCCAGGAGAUCAUCCGGGGGCGAAUCUUGUUCCCACAACGGCUCUCUCAAGUGUGCCAAGAUGUUAUUAAGAGGUGUUUGUCCAUGCAACCCUCGGACAGGCCAUCCUUAGAAGAACUUUUCUGUCAUCCUUGGGUGAAGGGUGUUUCCCUGCCCUAGAAGACUGAAGAAAUCCACGUGCACAGUUGGAUCCAGGGGCCUAGCAGGUACCAGCUCCAUGCAUCUCUUGGCAAUCAGUGGCAAAGCAAACCAGGCUGGUUUUGUCCUGCCUGUAGCUCCGAGCAGGGGUCAGCAGAAGGGAACAUGCAGCGCUUGGGCUGGAGCUGAGCUGGAGACCCGGUGUGACAAGCACUGGUGGCCACCAUCCCCUGGUUUUGUUUGUAUGGUUCAUGGAUGGCUGGGGCCCUGGGCAGAGCCCUGACAGCCUGGUCUGACCCCAGGGAAGGGAAAGGAGCCCCUGGAGAAGCUGUUCCAAGCAGGGCUGCUGCUGGAGACACCAAGGACAACCUCAAGGAUGACAAUCUCUUCUUGGCCUGGCCAGCUGAAGAUGAUGGACUUGGAUUCUGGCACCUUCUUCAAAGCCAGGCUCCAGGUCCAAUUUGCAGCCGGGCUCUGCGGGUGCUGAG
Melospiza melodia melodia is the source of this 1301-nucleotide messenger RNA. Its product is annotated as serine/threonine-protein kinase pim-1-like. The transcript has 7 exons. NCBI's taxonomy places the organism in Eukaryota, Metazoa, Chordata, Aves, Passeriformes, Passerellidae. Gene Ontology annotation, biological process: protein autophosphorylation; negative regulation of apoptotic process. Gene Ontology annotation, cellular component: cytoplasm. The coding region runs from base 1 to 834 and encodes 277 amino acids. Gene Ontology annotation, molecular function: protein serine/threonine kinase activity; ATP binding. The record is from RefSeq and is a predicted model, not a curated record.